AGUCAUGGCUUAAACCCUAUCCUUCAUGUUUCGACUCGUCUCGUCACUCCCAUCGCCAAACUUCCGCUGUCUUCCUCACAAACAAAACACAGAUCCACAAAAUGUAUAAUAUCUCAAGAACAACAAACAAAACCCUUCUUCAAUCAUUAACCUCCCAAUUAAACCAGCGUUGCUCAGUGAGUCGAACCGCAAAAGGCAAAUCAAAAGACGUCCAGCCAAAGAAAAGAUCAAAAAUCACAAUUAAAAAAGGCGGUUCAUCUUCACCACCAGACCCAGCUUCAAAAUCCCAACAAUCCAACCAAAAAAACAUCUUAUACGACCAAUGCCUCAACGCCCCGACUCCGGUCCGCUUCCUCAAGCCGAAGGAACGCGCCCGCGAAGCGGAGCGCGCAAAAUUAGGGUUGGAAAGCAAGGAGAGACAGCGAGAGAAGGCGAUCAUGAAAGCGGGCGGGCGACAAACUAUGGGCGUACCCGAUGAGCCGCUCUUAAUGGGUACUGCUGGAUUGGAUUAUAUCUCACUUGGGUUGGUUGAUGCUGAGAAAAUUCCGAGUUAUGAGUUGACUGAGGAGGAUGGGAAGAGGCUGGCUAAGGAGUAUAGUAGGGUUUUGAUGAGGAAACAUAGGGCUAGACAAGCGGCGGAGUCGGGUCUUUUGAGGUUGAAGAAGGAGGCUAUUGAUGCUUUGCCGGAUAAGUUGAGGGAGGCGGCUUUGGUUCCGGAUUUGAGUCCGUUUCCGGCGAAUAGGUUUAUGGCUACUUUGACUCCUCCUAUUGAGGGGUAUUUGGAGAAGGUUAUGGAGGCGGCCAGGCGUAGCUCCGGCAAGGAGAAGAUUAGAUGAGUUAAAAGAAGUUGGAAGAAUGAUCAUAAUUCAAGUUAAAAGACCCUCUAUUUGCAGUUUACAAAAACCGGAGAGCAGUUGCAAUAAAUGUGUAAAACUAGAGCUUCUUUUGGUGUUUCAGCGGUAGAUCAAAUUUUGCUGUCUUUUUAUUGUCUGGAUGAGCUUACUUCUCAUGUAAAUCAGGGACUGAGUGAUCUUUUAGUGAGCUAGAGUUGUUUUUAGUGAGCUAGAGUUGUUGUUCGAUGUUUCAGAACCUUUUUUUUUAUUGCCGGCAUUGCAGCAACCACUUUAGAAAGCGAGAUUAUCUUCUUUUUAAUUUGAUUUUAUCAUUCAACUAUACUAGAAUUUGGUAUUGUUGAUCAGUGACAUCAAUUGUCCCGUGGCAGAGGUUACGUUGAACCAAAUCAAAAUAAUUCUAUAGCUUUUGGUCUAGUUGUAAGCGUUUGAUUUAAUAGGGCCGGAGUUUGAUUUCCGACAUGAGAUUGUUGUUUAAGGCGAGAUUGUUGGACCAAGUAAGUGAUGUUAAUUAUCCUCGAGUUUAAUAAUAAGUGACAUUAGACUG
Molecule: messenger RNA, 1398 nt
Organism: Mercurialis annua (annual mercury)
Lineage: Eukaryota; Viridiplantae; Streptophyta; Magnoliopsida; Malpighiales; Euphorbiaceae
Exons: 2
Coding region: 102-836 (244 amino acids)
Cellular component (GO): mitochondrial ribosome; mitochondrial large ribosomal subunit
Source: RefSeq, a predicted model, not a curated record